ACCGCGCGCAUAAAUGGUUCGAACCGACGCCGUCGGCGCCGUCAUGCCUCCGCGCAGAAGCUUCUUGGCGCCCCUCCCGGACCUGGACGAGAUCCGCCAGCCGGGCGACGACGAGCCCGCGCGUCCGGCGUGGACCCCGCGCGCCGUCGCGCGGCUCCGGCUCGCCGCCCCGCAGCCGGACGCGCGCGCCGCGGAGCGAGCCCGUCGGCGGAGGCGACUGGCCGCCAACGCCCGCGAGAGGCGGCGCAUGCUCGGCCUCAACGUGGCCUUCGACCGGCUGCGGAGCGUCAUCCCGCGGCUGGAGAGCGACAAGAAGCUGUCCAAGUCCGAGACGCUCCAGAUGGCCCAGAUCUACAUCGCCACCCUCAGCGAACUGCUGCACGACCGAGACCGGGACCGGGACCCGGACGAGGACGGAGGCUCGCCCCCGGGUCGUCCGCGGAGCCUCUGCGAGGGCGAGGAGGAGGAGGAGGAGGAGGAGGAGCCCCACGCGCAGACCCAACACAAGCCCAAGUGACUCCUGCUGCUGUUGGUUCUGCCGGGAGGGACACUUGGCAACACGACUUCUUUUUAAGUUUGUUUUUGUUUUGGGGUUUUUUUUUUGUUUUAGCCCGACUUGCCUCAGCAUUGAGACAGAUUGCAGUUGACUUGCAAAUUCUGCUGUUGUUUGUCAACAUGCCUCAUGUAACUUUAUUCUGGACUCACAUCCAAAUGUAUAUAUUGGUUCAUCUCAUUAAAUAACUGCUUUCGUGCAGGACGAUCAAUA
Messenger RNA from Syngnathoides biaculeatus (alligator pipefish), 766 nucleotides. RefSeq names its product atonal bHLH transcription factor 1c (gene atoh1c). Gene Ontology annotation, molecular function: protein dimerization activity. The record is from RefSeq and is a predicted model, not a curated record. Bases 14 to 517 code for a protein of 167 amino acids. NCBI's taxonomy places the organism in Eukaryota, Metazoa, Chordata, Actinopteri, Syngnathiformes, Syngnathidae. The transcript has a single exon.